Messenger RNA from Cuscuta epithymum, 2324 nucleotides. The record is from the annotation of a GenBank genome assembly. NCBI's taxonomy places the organism in Eukaryota, Viridiplantae, Streptophyta, Magnoliopsida, Solanales, Convolvulaceae.
UGAACUACUUGUCGGGAGAUUAAUUAAAUGUUUUAAUAAGAUUUGAAAAGGAGGUAUACUUGCUUUUGUCUGAGAGGAAUCAAUCAAACAUUGAAUUCAUUUUGGAAAAAAAAUUGUCAGAAUCUUCAGCCGGGAAUUGUUUGAGAGGAAACAAUCAGCUUUUUUUUUGUAUUCAUUUUGGAGGAGGUAUCAUCAUCAACCAGCAGUAUGUUUAUUUUGUUGGCUGUGUUCCUGAAUCUGUUCCACCGGAGCGAAGGGGAAACCUGCGCCCCUUCUUCGUGCGGCCAUAUCGGCGACAUUCAUUACCCUCUCAGGCUCAGUACCGACCCAGAGCACUGCGGUGAUGGGAAUCAUACCCUGUUCUGUGAAAACAAUAAUGCUACGGUGCUCUAUCUCUACUCCUGGAAGUUCAAUGUCCGCUCAAUCAAUUACACCGCCUCCACAAUCAGAGUCUCAGAUGUCGGUGUUCGUGAAGGCGAUUGCUCCUCCUUCCCAAUUUCUUCUCUCAGCGAAGUAUUGGUUGAAAAAUACGAUCCUUAUGAUCUUGGAAUCCUGACGGAAACUAUGGUCUUAGUGAGCUGCCCGGUUCCAUUGAACUCAUCACAUAUGUUUGACACCUCUCCUUUCCUUACCCGGGGAAAGUAUUCAUACCUAGCUUCUUACUUCCGAACGUUAAGUGAUUUGAAGGACCAGUGCAGCAUAGAGAAUUCAGUUAUGGUACCUUUCGGAAGUGAUUAUAAGUCGUAUGAAGAAGUUCAUCAGGGUUUUGUUUCUGGCUUUGAUAUCUCCUGGGAUACUAGUCCGUACAGUGGAGCUCCCCCUUCAGUAUAUAUGUGUGAACUUCACGGCUGGUUUGCAUUGGGGGAUGAUGAUGAUUCCUGCAGGAAAGUUGUUUUUUUCUCUGUUCAAUGAAGAUCAUAGAAACGUUGGAGGCAUAAUCAUCGAAAUAUGGAAGACUUUAAAGGGAUCAUAUUUGGAUAUAAUCUAUAUGAUUGGUCUCCUUCUAGCAACAAAGGCAGCAAUAGGUGCUCCAUUUAUGAUUGCGCUGCUGAUCUACACAUGGGGAAGGAGACAUUUAUCAGCUUAUGACAAAGUAGAAGACUUCCUGAAGAACCAUAACAACCUCAUGCCUAUAAGGUAUUCUUAUGCGGAGAUUAAGAAGAUGACAGGGGGGUUUAAGGAGACGUUAGGAAAAGGAGGCUUUGGUGCAGUAUAUAAGGGAAAGCUCCGUAGUGGUCAUUUUGCUGCUGUAAAAAUGUUAUUGAACUCAAAAGGCAACGGAGAAGAUUUCAUUAGCGAAGUUGCAACUAUUGAAAGAAUUCAUCAUGUUAAUGUGGUGCAGCUGAUUGGUUUUUGUGUGGAGGGGUGUAAGCGUGCUCUUGUGUAUGAGUUCAUGCCAAACGGCUCUCUCGAUAAAUAUUUAUUGUCUCAAGAAGGAUUAACAUCAACAAUGACAUGGGAGGAAAUGUUUCGGAUCUCUGUAGGGGUUGCUCGUGGCAUUCAGUAUCUACAUCAAGGCUGUGAUAUGCAAAUUCUUCAUUUUGAUAUCAAGCCCCAUAACAUUCUGCUUGAUGAAAAUUUCACCCCAAAAGUAUCAGACUUUGGACUUGCAAAGUUGUACUCAAAGGCCAACAACAGUAUUGCAACAAUGACUGCAGCAAGGGGAACGAUUGGAUACAUGGCACCAGAACUGUUCUAUAAGAAUAUUGGACGGGUCUCACACAAAGCAGAUGUAUAUGGCUUCGGGAUGUUAUUAUUAGACAUGGCUGGAAAGCGGAAUAAAUUGAAUAUAUCAACAGAAGAUUCAAGCCAGUACUUCCCGCAAUGGGUUUACAACCAAGUUUCUGAUGGAAGAAAUGCUGAGAUUGGAGGCACUACAGAGGAAGACAAUAAAAUAGCUAAAAAGAUGGUUAUUGUUGGGUUAUGGUGUAUUGAGAUGAAUCCUUGUAAUCGGCCAUCCAUGAACAAAGUUGUGGACAUGCUCAAUGAUGACUUGGACAGUCUGCAGUUGCCUCCAAGAGCUGUUCCGGAACCUAUAGAUGUAUUUGUGAAUGAUGACACAAAUACUUCAUUCGACUAUGCCACAGAUUCGAGCAGUUUGAUUUCAAAAUUUAAGCAACAAGUUAGUGGUAGUACAUGAACCGCUUGGUAGUACUAUGGAAACAAUUGGUAUCUAAUUCCAAUAAUGUGGUUUUUGAAUGAAUAAUCGACUAGAAUUGUAAUGUGAUGCCUAUUAUGAAUGUUUGUUUUGACUUUUUAAUUGUUAUACAUGCAGUAGAAAACUUCUAGUAUUCUUUCUGAGAUUUUAUUCGGUGGAUUUGAUG